AUGAGGGUGUCAUAUGAACCGACCCUGGAGCAAGUUGGUGCCAGAGGUGAGAAGAAGCUUAUUACAGAUGCCCUUAAUAAAAAUCAGUUUCUGAAGAGACUAGAUCCUCAGCAAAUCAAAGACAUGGUAGAAUGUAUGUAUGGAAGAAAUUAUCAGCAAGGAAAUUACAUUAUUAAGCAAGGAGAACCAGGAAAUCAUAUCUUUGUACUGGCAGAGGGCCGCCUAGAUGUCUUCCAAGGGGAAAAAUUGCUAUCAGCCAUCCCUCUAUGGACCACAUUUGGGGAACUGGCUAUUUUAUACAACUGUACAAGGACUGCCUCUGUAAAAGCUAUUACCAAUGUUAAAACUUGGGCACUGGAUCGAGAGGUAUUCCAGAAUAUAAUGAGAAGAACAGCUCAAGCUAGAGAUGAACAGUACAGAAAUUUCCUCAGAAGUGUUUCUUUGCUGAAGAAUUUACCUGAGGAUAAACUAGCUAAGAUCAUUGACUGCUUGGAAGUGGAAUACUAUGACAAAGGAGAUUACAUUAUUAGAGAGGGUGAAGAAGGAAGUACCUUUUUCAUUUUAGCAAAAGGAAAGGUAAAAGUAACCCAGAGUACAGAAGGCCAUGAGCAACCACAAUUGAUAAAAACACUGCAGAAGGGAGAAUACUUUGGAGAAAAAGCUCUUAUAAGUGAAGAUGUUCGAUCAGCUAAUAUUAUUGCUGAAGAAAAUGAUGUCGCCUGCCUAGUGAUAGAUAGAGAAACAUUCAAUCAAACAGUUGGGACUUUUGAAGAACUACAGAAACACCUGGAAGGGUAUGUGGCAAACCUGAACCGUGAUGAUGAAAAAAGACAUGCAAAGAGAUCCAUGUCUAAUUGGAAGUUGUCAAAAGCAGUCUCUCUGGAAAUGAUUCAACUGAAGGAGAAGGUGGCCAGAUUUUCCUCAUCAUCCCCAUUCCAGAACCUUGAGAUUAUCACAACACUGGGCGUUGGUGGGUUCGGAAGAGUUGAGCUUGUGAAAGUAAAAAAUGAGAAUGUUGCUUUUGCUAUGAAAUGUAUAAGGAAGAAGCACAUUGUUGACACUAAACAGCAGGAACAUGUCUACUCAGAAAAGAGGAUCCUAGAAGAAUUGUGUUCUCCCUUUAUUGUGAAACUAUACCGUACUUUCAAGGGACAAAGUAGUGUUUACUUGCUUCUGGAGGCUUGUUUAGGUGGAGAGCUGUGGAGUAUACUAAGGGACAGGGGCAGCUUUGAUGAAUCUACCUCUAAGUUCUGUGUUGCUUGUGUGACUGAGGCCUUUGAUUACCUGCAUCGACUAGGGAUUAUCUACAGAGACCUGAAACCAGAAAACUUAAUUCUAGAUUCUGAUGGAUAUCUAAAAUUGGUUGAUUUUGGAUUUGCUAAGAAAAUAGGAUCUGGACAGAAAACAUGGACAUUCUGUGGAACUCCAGAAUAUGUUGCUCCCGAAGUUAUACUCAACAAAGGACAUGAUUUCAGUGUUGAUUUUUGGUCACUAGGAAUUCUAGUUUAUGAGCUCUUAACAGGAAAUCCACCCUUUUCUGGAGUUGACCAAAUGAUGACCUACAAUUUGAUUCUCAAAGGAAUUGAAAAAAUGGAUUUUCCCAGAAAGAUUACAAGAAGACCUGAAGAUUUGAUUCGGAGACUUUGCAGGCAAAAUCCAACAGAAAGGCUGGGAAAUCUGAAGAAUGGCAUCCAUGACAUUAAGAAACACAGGUGGUUAAAUGGUUUUAACUGGGAGGGGUUGAAAGCACGGAACCUCCCAUCACCUUUACAAAGAGAGCUCAAUGGACCCACAGAUCACAGCUACUUUGACAAGUAUCCCCCUGAAAAGGGAGUGCCUCCAGAUGAGCUGUCAGGAUGGGAUAAAGACUUCUGAUUGAAAAAAGAUUAUUGUAUAUCCUACACAGAAGAAGAUUUGAGGACUAAAAGUUCAAUAUAGAUCUUU
Molecule: messenger RNA, 1944 nt
Organism: Suncus etruscus (white-toothed pygmy shrew)
Lineage: Eukaryota; Metazoa; Chordata; Mammalia; Eulipotyphla; Soricidae
Gene: PRKG2
Product: protein kinase cGMP-dependent 2
Biological process (GO): protein phosphorylation
Molecular function (GO): ATP binding; cGMP-dependent protein kinase activity
Source: RefSeq, a predicted model, not a curated record